Messenger RNA from Sorex fumeus (smoky shrew), 2482 nucleotides. RefSeq names its product chondroitin polymerizing factor (gene CHPF). The transcript has 4 exons. Lineage: Eukaryota; Metazoa; Chordata; Mammalia; Eulipotyphla; Soricidae. Gene Ontology annotation, cellular component: Golgi cisterna membrane. Gene Ontology annotation, molecular function: glucuronosyl-N-acetylgalactosaminyl-proteoglycan 4-beta-N-acetylgalactosaminyltransferase activity. The coding region runs from base 140 to 2476 and encodes 778 amino acids. The record is from RefSeq and is a predicted model, not a curated record.
GGAGGCAGCGGGCCCGCCCGCCGGCCCCGGCCCUGCGGAUCCGCCCCCCUCGCCGGCCCGCCCCCUCGGAGCCGAGUCCCCCCCAUCCCUCGGCGGCGCUGGGGCGGCUGGCGGGCGCGGGGCCCGCGGUCCCGGCGCCAUGCGGGCAUCGCUGCUGCUGUCGGUGCUGCGGCCCGCGGGGCCCGUGGCCGUGGGCAUCUCGCUGGGCUUCACCCUGAGCCUGCUCAGCGUCACCUGGGUGGAGGAGCCGUGCGGCCCGGGGCCACCCCAGCCCGGAGAUUCGGAGCUGCCCCCGCGCGGCAACACCAACGCGGCGCGCCGGCCCAAUUCGGUGCAGCCCGGAGCGGAGCGCGAGAGGCCCGGGGCCGGCGGCGCCGCCGCCGCCGCCGGGGAGAACUGGGAGCCGCGGGUCUUGCCCUACCACCCUGCACAGCCCGGCCAGGCCGCCAAGAAGGCCGUCAGGACCCGCUACAUCAGCACGGAGCUGGGCAUCAGGCAGAAGCUGCUGGUGGCCGUGCUGACCUCCCAGGCCACUUUGCCUACGCUGGGCGUGGCCGUGAACCGCACCCUGGGGCACCGGCUGGAACGUGUGGUCUUCCUGACGGGAGCCAGGAGUCGCCGGGCACCUCCGGGCAUGGCCGUGGUCACCCUAGGCGAGGAGCGACCCAUCGGGCACCUGCACCUGGCCUUGCGCCACCUGCUGGAGCAGCACGGGGACGACUUUGACUGGUUCUUCCUGGUCCCCGACGCCACCUACACCGAGGCCCACGGACUGGCGCGCCUCGUGGGCCACCUCAGCCUGGCCACCGCGGCCCACCUCUACCUGGGCCGCCCCCAGGACUUCAUCGGGGGAGAGCCCGCCCCCGGCCGCUACUGCCACGGAGGCUUCGGGGUGCUGCUGUCCCGCGCGCUGCUCCAGCAGUUGCGCCCCCACCUGGAAAGCUGCCGCAACGACAUCAUCAGCGCGCGCCCCGACGAGUGGCUGGGCCGCUGCAUCCUGGAUGCCACCGGGGUGGGUUGCACCGACCGUCACGAGGGGGUACAGUACAGCUAUCUGGAGCUGAGUCCUGGCGAGCCCGUGCAGGAGCGGGACCCUCGUUUCCGCAGCGCCCUGAGUGCCCACCCGGUGCGGGACCCCGUGCACAUGUACCAGCUGCACAAGGCGUUUGCUCGCGCGGAGCUGGAACGCACAUACCAGGAGAUCCAGGAGCUGCAGUGGGAGAUUCAGAACACGAGCCGCCUGGCCGCCGAUGGGGAUCGGGCAGCUGCCUGGCCAGUGGGCAUCCCCGCCCCGUCACGCCCUGCCUCCCGCUUCGAGGUGCUGCGCUGGGACUAUUUCACCGAGCAGCACGCAUUCUCCUGCGCGGACGGCUCGCCCCGCUGCCCCCUCCGGGGGGCCGACCGCGCCGACGUGGCGGACGUCCUGGGGGCCGCCCUGGAAGAGCUCAACCGCCGCUACCACCCAGCUCUGCGGCUCCAGAAGCAGCAGCUGGUGAACGGCUACCGCCGCUUUGACCCGGCACGGGGCAUGGAGUACACGCUGGACUUGCAGCUGGAGGCGCUGACCCCCCAGGGCGGCCGGCAGCCCCUCACACGCCGGGUGCAGCUGCUCCGGCCACUGAGCCGCGUGGAGAUCUUGCCGGUACCCUAUGUCACCGAAGCAUCCCGUCUCACCGUGUUGCUGCCUCUGGCCGCCUCGGAGCGUGACCUGGCGCCGGGCUUCCUGGAGGCCUUCGCCACGGCCGCCCUGGAGCCCGGGGAUGCGGCGGCCGCGCUGACCCUCCUGCUGCUGUACGAGCCCCGGCAGGCCCAGCGCGCCGCGCACGCCGACGUCUUUGCCCCGGUCAAGGCCCACGUGGCAGAGCUAGAGCGGCGCUUCCCGGGCGCCCGGGUGCCCUGGCUCAGCGUGCAGAGCGCCGCGCCCUCCCCACUGCGCCUCAUGGAUCUGCUCUCCAAAAAGCACCCGCUGGACACACUCUUCCUGCUGGCCGGGCCGGACACGGUGCUCACGCCCGAGUUCCUCAACCGCUGCCGCAUGCACGCCAUCGCGGGCUGGCAGGCCUUCUUCCCCAUGCACUUCCAGGCCUUCCACCCGGCCGUGGCCCCGCCGCAGGGCCCCGGGCCCCCAGAGCUGGGCCGAGACACCGGCCGCUUCGACCGGCAGGCCUCCACGGAGGCCUGCUUCUACAAUUCCGACUACGUGGCGGCCCGCGGGCGACUGGCCGCCGCCCCGGAGCAGGAGGAGGAGCUGCUGGAGGGCCUGGACGUGUACGAGCUGUUCCUGCGCUUCUCGGGCCUGCACGUGCUGCGCGCUGUGGAGCCGGCCCUGCUGCAGCGCUACCGGGCGCCCGCGUGCAGCGCGCGGCUCAGCGAGGACCUGUAUCACCGCUGCCGCCAGAGCGCGCUCGAGGGCCUGGGCUCACGCACGCAGCUGGCCAUGCUGCUCUUCGAGCAGGAGCAGGGCAACAGCACCUGAGCCCGC